Malurus melanocephalus (red-backed fairy wren) is the source of this 5504-nucleotide messenger RNA. RefSeq names its product patatin like phospholipase domain containing 1 (gene PNPLA1). Lineage: Eukaryota; Metazoa; Chordata; Aves; Passeriformes; Maluridae. The record is from RefSeq and is a predicted model, not a curated record. Gene Ontology annotation, molecular function: triacylglycerol lipase activity. Gene Ontology annotation, biological process: lipid homeostasis; triglyceride catabolic process. Gene Ontology annotation, cellular component: membrane; cytoplasm; lipid droplet. Bases 528 to 1652 code for a protein of 374 amino acids. The transcript is spliced from 9 exons.
GUGUAACACCCUCUGGCUUUAAGUGUCUUAUACAAGCCUUUACUCACUCAGCACUGAGCUGUGCCUAAGCUGGGAUUGAGGGAGAAUCCUAUUUAGGAAAACACCCUUUGAUGAAGGAAGCGUGAAGCAAAGAGGAAUUUUUGCACGGAUGUUUCCAAGUGUGACGGGCACAGCAGUGCCACGACCAUCUCCAUCCAGAAGGGCUCCUGGGGCAUUGCAGACACCUCRGCAUGAGAGGGGAGCCCUGAUUCAGCCCUGAGCAUCUCAGCUGGCUGUGGUUGAGGAUUAUGAGAGCUGUUUUGAUCAGGGGAAAAUUUCUGUUUUUAGCACAGGCGGCAAUUAAAAUAGCUCGCGAAUCUCAACGCCUCGGGGAGCUGUCAUAAAAGGAGGAAGAAAAUCCAUCUUCUGGACUCCCCUGCAGCCASAGAUGAGCCUGGAGGGAGCAGAGGAGAGGAGAGCCUGAGGUUCACCUGGUGGAAAAGGACAAGCCGAGACCUCGAGCCGGAUAGCGCCACUUUGAUCCCGAGAUGGCUGUGGAGGAUCUCCGGGCUUCCAGCACCCCUUUCUCGCUCUCCUUUUCGGGCAGUGGCUUCCUGGCCCUGUACCAGGUUGGGGUGGUGCAGUCCCUGCUGGAGUUGGCUCCUGAACUCCUCAAGUCUGCCUGCAAGGUCUACGGCUCCUCGGCCGGGUCGCUCAUCGCUGCCGCCGUCGUGUGCGGCGUCGGCCUCGAUGACCUAAAGGAGUUUUUCUUUGCACUGGCAACGGAAGUCAGGAAAACCAUCCUGGGCCCCCUCUCUCCCAAGUGCAGCUUGCUGGCCAAACUCAAGACUGUCCUGCAGCGGAUGCUGCCCGAGGAUUCCUACCUGCUGGCCUCGGGGMGGCUGCACAUCUCGCUCACCAGGGUGGUGGAUGGUCAGAAUGUCAUGGCCUCGGAGUUCAGCUCCAAGGAGGAGCUCAUCCAGGCUCUUCUCUGCAGCUGCUUUCUUCCUAUUUACUGUGGAUUCAUCCCUCCAUCCUACCGAGGAGUGCGCUACGUGGAYGGAGGCUUCACGGGCCUGCAGCCRGUGUCCAGCCUGGAGGAGCCCGUGAUCACCGUGUCCCCRUUCACCGGCGAGCUGGACAUCUGUCCCCGGGACUGCCCCGCCAUCUUCUUCUGCUUCCAGAUCUUCAACGGCAGCAUCCAGAUCUCCAUUGAGAACCUGUGCAGGAUCAGCUACGCUCUCUUCCCGCCCAGCACCAUGGUUUUGAACGACAUUUUCUCCCAGGGGUACCAGGACACUGCCCUUUUCCUGUACAGGAACAAUGCCUUUGGCUUUAAYUACUUCGAUGGCAAUUUCCGCUUCGGCAGCACCUGUGGGAAGAAUGAUUCUGGACAAUCCAAUGGGGCACACCCCGGCCUGUACAAAAGGGUYCCUCAGUGCCUGACCCCUUACUUCCUGCCAGGCUUGUGGAAGAAGGAGCAGGUGAACGGGCUGCAGGACCCACUGGCGAAGGUGCUGCUGCAGCCCUACAGGCUCCCAGCUUUAUUCAGGAAGGGGGUGAAGAAAGUGUGGGGGCUGCUGGAAGGUGUCAGCUCCCUGCUACAGCGAAUCCACAAGUUCCUCCAAAUUUUGGUGCCUGGUUUGACGAAGAGAGCUGGGGACAGGAGGUAACAAGGAUCAUCCUGCAUGGGCCCUGGGGGUCUCCAGCUCUGUCUCAGGAUGUGGUGAGCAUCACCAGMACGCACCAACAUGGCUGAUGGUUCUCAAAGGAGUUUUUGGGGAGUAUUUUCUUCAGAACCUGCCUGGUUGUGUCUCCAGUGYUGCCACUGCAGUGCCCCUGCUCAGGCUGGACCUGCUUUUCCACGAUGGCCAAGGCAAAGCUCUGGGGCUGCUCCUGGGACCCACCCCAGGCUGUAGGGGCCACCUCAGCCCAGUCCUUUCCCURCCCAGUCCAUCUCCUCCCCAACAGCAGCAUUCCUUCCCUGAUUUAAUGCAGAUUACAGGUUGGGCAUUUACCAGAAAAUGCCAUAUUUAUGUGUUUUCCUCCUACUCAAAAACUUUCAGAGAGAUUCCUGAGACAAAGAGAGAGAGAGAGGGAGAAAGGGAGGGAAACCUUAAGGAGCAUCACACUGGGCAGGAAUUAAUUUUUGUCCAGUUCCCUGAAGUUUUUUUUACUGAUUAUCAAUUCUUGAGCCUCACAACCCCCAUAGCUCUGCAUGAUUGAGGGGGCACUCCCACCCCCAGCCUGUGGAGGUGGGAUUGCAUUUGGAUCCCCCUGGAAAUUGCAGCUGCGGAGAAGGAUGGAGAAACCUAAAGAUUAACUUCCUCCUACUUCAGAGUCCUGCAGGCUGCAUUUCCUGACAUUUCACAAAUAAUUGAGUUCUCCUGCCAUUGUCUGUAAGUCAGGGCCACACACAGAGCAUGGCCCARGMAAACACACCCUGUGCUGCUGGUCUGUACACAGAAUUAAGCGGCAGCACUCUGAAUUUUCCCAAAUUUGUGUUGCACAUCAGAGGCUGAAGGAUUGGCUCUGCCCCAAGUGUGUCUGGUUGGUUCCCGACAGGCAGCAAAUGGAUCCCAACAGCACCAGCUGUUUAUUGGAGUAAACAGCCUGUUUAAUUGCACAAAAGGAAAGGGAACAGAGGGAAAUUUCAUCCAAAGAGUCCUGGAGACUGCAGGAAUGAAUGUGGGGAGUAGAUGAAGGCAGCUUUGAUGUAACCAGACUCAGAGUUAGCGAUGAAUGCUCUGUGAAAGAUCAGUAUCCUGUGUUCUGCCAUCUCUGGUUGAAGUCAGUGACCUGGAAAUAUUUUCUCUGGCACAAGUUUACUAAAAGAAACCUGGAUGGUUAUUUCCUAGUCCCAACUUUCUCACAGAAUGGUUUGGGUUAAAAAGGAUCUUAAAGAUCACCCAGACUCACCCCCUGCCAUUGGCAGUAACAUCUUCCACUAUCACAGAUUGUCCCAAGCUCUGCCCARCCUGGYCUUGGACRCUUCCAGGGAUCCAGGGGCAGCCAYAGCUUCUCUGGGCASCCUGUGCCAGGGCCUUCCCAUCCUCACAGGGAASRAUUUCUUGCCAAUGUCCUGUCUAACCCUGCCCUCUGGAGCCAUUCCAACUCAUCCUGUCACUCCAGUUCCUGAUGAGCAGUCCCUCUCCAGCUUCCCUGCAGCCUCUUCAGAUCUUAGAAGUAGUUCAAGUCUCCACAAAACCUUCUCCAGGCUGAACUUUCUCAGCCUAUCUUUAUAGGGAAGAUGCUCCAGUCCCCUUAUAAUUUUCUGGCCCAUUUUGAUGGAUCCCAUUUGCAUUGGAUCCUGCCUGCUCCUGUCUUUGAUCCACCCAGGAUUGAUUUACAUCUCUCAACCACUGCAGCUAAAGCCAGGCUGCUCAAAUCCAGCUGUUCCUGCCACAGGGCAAAGUCAAAGGCUCACAGACACCCACCCCUCCCCAGGCAGGGACAAUCAAACCAUUAUUUGCUUUUGUACCUCUGCUCCCUCCCACUUACCCAACAGCUCUUUUUCCAGGCUCCUGCAAGCACCAUGCCCACUUCCAGGAAGGAUUUUACCAUUUCAGACAGCCUGAGGAAGUUACCCUGCUGAAAUUUGGAUUAAAAUACCCCCAAGAAAAUUCUUAUCUAGGAAUUGGACUUCCAAAUCCAUUAAAUUUGCAUGAAGUUUGCAUCUGCAAACUUCAGCCACAAAUAGGAGCAUAGCUUAAACUGCCCAGGGCAUCUCACAUGCCCCAUGUGGUGCUUGAUCACAAAAAAAAAAAUGAGUAAAACUUUGAGAGCUUUAACAAAAAAACAGCCUGCAAGGAAUCCUCAAACUAAAAUGUCUCAGCACAGAACCCUCCAGCUCCAAACCUGCAGGAAUGAGUAAGAAAUAAGUAUUUAAUGACUCAAUAUUCAAAUCAGCUGGGUUUUGCUUUAUUAAUCCCUCAUCUGUUCAGGCAAGCAGAGCUGGUGUUGUCUCCUCUCAUGAGGAGCUUGGGGCUAAUGGCAACAGGAAGCUUUGCCAGAGGGAAUGGAUAGAGGCAAAGUUUGGCAUUGAUUGGAAUCACCUUGUGCAGGAGUUUGUUUCACCCCAAGGAAGCACAGUGGGAACCCCAGGUGCACCCAGAUGGGAUAGAACCAGCCUGAAAUUUCUCUCCAGGGGUGGGAAUCACCCAAGGGCUGGGACAGAGAUAGAAGGGSCUGUGAAAUUGUUGUCACAGUCCGUGUGCUCCUCGGGGCAGGUCAGGCUCUGUUCCAAGUUGAUCAUUGCCUCUUUAAAACAUAAACUGGGGCCAAAGGCAGCAGCAGGGUCACAAAUGCUCUUCUGUGGCUGGCCUCRCCCUAAAGGGAAUAAAACCAUGUUGGUCAGUCUGACAGACACCUCUGGCAGUUCAUGUGGGACAAACUGAAUUCAAAUGCCUGGGCAGAGCUGCUUCCCUUCCUCCUGUUGUCUAAAAGGCAGCAGGUUUUGGUAUCCUUAAAAUGCCACCCUUGUACCCUUGUCCUGUUGCUUGUCUCGUUCUGCUUUGAACUCAGCAGAAACGUGAAGCCUGAAGGAAGGGAAGAGAGUUUGGACACAACCCAAGACAGCAGGAGCUCCCUCUGGAGCUGGAUCCCACUGCAGGUCUAGGGGAGGAGUCUGACCCAUGCAACCGAGCCCAGCAAAGCCAAACACGUGCCCAGUCGUGCCUGUGGACCCAGCUCUUGGCUGCAGGUGCUCUGUGCCAGUCUCUGCUUCCAGUCUAGGCACUAAGGAGGGUGCAAUUCCUUGUGCAAUUGUCCUGCUGGGCACAUGGAGAAUAAACAAAUCSGUUUGGAUAACCUGCUAAUCCAGCCCCAGCCUCAUGGGAUUGCAAGCUCCAGACACUUGUUCUUUGGAMAUAACACUUGUUCAAGAAAUCAGGUACAAGUUGUUCACAAGUUUCUCCCCCUGCUGCUUUGGUAGCAUUGAUGAUAUUCUAGUUUUGCACAGAUAAACACUGAAAUAGUGUUUUCCUGGCCUUGAUCAGCAGGCCUUUUCCUCCCCAGAACUGGAAAAUCUGAUGUGCUUCUCCUCAGGAGACUGAGACCCUGGACUCACCCCUUGGCUCUCUGGCCUAACAAAUGUUAGGCUCUCUGUUAGGCUCUCUGGCCUAACAAAUGAGCCCUGAUGCCUCCAAUAGGAGGAAAUUUUCACCUGGGGCAGGUGAAAAAUGUUGCAGCCCAGCUGCAAACCAGAGACAGCGAUUCCUGAUAGCCCAGAGCUGCCCAACAUCCAAAGAAACCUUGAUCCUACUGUGUGACUUCCAAAAGCUCCAAGUAGCUCAGACUGAUGGAGCUUUUACAAAAACAAUCAGGGAAGCGACUUGUACAGCCUAGCACUGUGUCCUGCAUUUCUUAGUGGGUCUAGAGUUGGUUUGUUUUCAAUGRAAAUAUCUUCCUUGCUUCCAUUUUAUGUUUUCCAAACUUUUCUUUUUAGAUCUGGAAAGGUAACAAUCCUAUUCUUUCCCCUUUAUAUUCCUCAUUUGGUGUGGGCCUCCUAGAUAUAGCAGAWYAAU